AGCAAUGACAAGACGUCUGCUGCCGCACGCGUGCGCGAAAACCAACGGCGGUCUAGGGCCCGCCGCCGCGAGUUUGUCGAGAACCUCCAGACCAGAGUCCAAGAGUAUGAGCGUCGUGGCGUCGAGGCCACGCUGGAGAUGCAGCGCAUAGCCCGAGCCGUGGCCCUGCAAAACUCGCGACUGCGCUCGCUGCUCACCUCGGCUGGCGUCUCCAACUCGGAAGUCGAGCGCUACCUGGACUCGUUCCACGACGACGAAGACUUGGGCUACGAGCCAACAAUACCCCCGACCGGCCAUCACUACCCGCUCGAACUCCAACUCCAGCAUCGGCCUCCCGGGAGCCCCGACAGGCCUCCAUUCUCUGGCAUGCCGACUUCAAAGCCGGCGCGGAGCGGGCCGAGCACACAAUCGUCCAACGACGGGCGGGAGGAUCCAAGAACUGCCCCAUCCGACAGAUAUGCUUCGUGGUCUGCCAGCGCGGAUCACGACCGAAUGUCUGCAACCUCGGACAGCAGUCCUAACGCGGACCCCUCGCCCAUGGAGAUGUCCUGUAGCGUCGCUGCCAGCAUCAUCGUGAGCAUGCAGCGAGGCCAGGACGAGAGGCGAACCCGGGAAGCGCUAGGGUGUCAAGGGACCAAAGAGUGUCUCGUGAAGAACACCAUGCUCUUCCAGUUCUUAGACAACUAG
This is a messenger RNA of Lasiosphaeria miniovina, 687 nucleotides long. RefSeq lists its product as uncharacterized. The record is from RefSeq and is a predicted model, not a curated record. The annotation marks the transcript as partial. The transcript has 2 exons. Lineage: Eukaryota; Fungi; Ascomycota; Sordariomycetes; Sordariales; Lasiosphaeriaceae.